Messenger RNA from Ectocarpus siliculosus, 3164 nucleotides. Lineage: Eukaryota; Phaeophyceae; Ectocarpales; Ectocarpaceae. The record is from the annotation of a GenBank genome assembly.
AUGAGCACGGUAUCUCAGGACCUGCAGGCCCUGGUAGUAAAGGCUUCGCGGGAGGGUGGUCUGUUCCUGAUGGCUAACGCUUCGGUGCUCAGCGCCGCGGCCAUUGCGUUCGUGUUUUUCUCCGCCAUGACAAGGCUGUUCUCGGACAGCAGCGACGAAAGGCCCGUCAAGCAACGCCCGGCGGAGCCGAGGCCCCGGUGGGAGGUGCUGCGGGUACUCAACUACCUGGUCAUCGGGCUGUUCGUGUGUUCCAUCACGUACGUGGUGUUCAACUACCGGACCAUGAGCCACGCCGAGAACGGGAACGGUGGUCUCUUCCCGAUCCUCGUCAUCUGGUCCGUGUGCAUGGCGUACUUUUUCGGGUUUUUCGGCAUCUCUUUCCUGGACACGAGCGCAAUGGAGAGAAGCCCCUCCUCCUUCGGCCUCUCCCACCUUGACACCCACCUGUACGCCUCCGAGCGCAAAAGAGCUGUGCAGUUCGCGGAGCCCCCGGCUAAAGGUAGUGCUUCGAACGGCACCAUGUGCGGGAAAGAGACGCCGCAGCUGGCCUCCUCUUCCACACCGCCGGUGGCGGAGCCUUCCUCGUGCAGCAGCAACAACGGCGGCGGGAAAUCGCUUAAGGAAAAGACCGCUGCUACGCCGCCGCCCGCCCUCGGGCCCGUCCCUGACGGAGAGGACUACUCGACCAUGACCGACGAAGAGGUGGCUGCGUGCGUGGUGACGGGCAAGCUGAAGGACCACCAGCUGGAGAAGAAGCUCGGCGAUCACGCCCGCGCGGUCGUGGUGCGCCGCAGCCUGUUCGAGAGGCGCAUCGGCCGUUCCAUGGAGAGCCUCCCCGUCGAGGGCUACGACUACGAGCGCAUCUUCGGCGCAAAUUGCGAGAUCGUGUGCGGGUACAUCCCCAUCCCCGUGGGCAUCGUGGGACCCCUCACGCUCAACGGGCAGGAGGUGUACGUUCCGAUGGCCACCACCGAGGGGUGCCUGGUUGCCAGCACAAACCGCGGCUGCAAGGCCAUCUCCCAGGGAGGCGGGUGCCGCGCGGCACUUCUCAAGGACGGCAUCACUCGGGCGCCUUGCCUGCGGAUGCCCGACGCGAUGGCGGCGGCGGACCUUAAGAAAUGGUCGGAGAUGCCGGACAACUUCGAGGCCAUCAAGGCCGCCUUCCAGACUACUACUCGGUUCGGCAAGCUGCAGGGGUUGAUGUCCACCGUGGCCGGGCGCAACGUUUACCUUCGGUUCAACUGCUUCGCCGGAGAUGCUAUGGGGAUGAACAUGGUCUCCAAGGGGGUUCUGGCGGUCGUCGACCUCUUGCAGAAGGAAUUCCCUGAGAUGGAGCUGGUCGCGAUUUCUGGCAACAUGUGCACGGACAAGAAGUCGGCCGCGAUCAACUGGGUGGAGGGCCGCGGAAAGUCAAUUGUUUGCGAGGCGCGUAUCCCGGGGAAGCACGUGGAGGCCACCCUCAAGACCACCGUCAAGGUUAUACGACCAGGCGAGACUGGUCGUGACGACGACGACAUCCGCUGCACCCUCAUCUUCCAGGCCGCGAAAAACAACGCCGCCGACGGCAGCACCGGGGCAACCCUCGCCCUCCGCGACCUUGGCGCACCGCCCGAGGCGGCGGCGGCGGCGGCGGCGGCCACGCCGGCCGGUGGUGCAACGACAGAACACACCGCCGUCACGAGCAGCGACCCCGCUCGCCGCCGCCGAUCGGCCUCGACGUUCGCGCCUCCCCUUCCCCUGGCGCGCCUCACGCGGGUAAUGUGUCUGCCGGGCAGCGGGGAGGGAGAGUCUCUUCGUUUUGUCAUCUUGGCGGCGGCGCGGGGAGGGCCGCCGGCGGGGGACGAUCCUUGCUCGCAGGGAGGUCCACCCGCUGGCUGCGGCCGCACGGGACGAACGGGGGGACCACUAGUGACGGAAGAGGCUGAGCCGUUUGGGAUACUCAGGGCGACGUCGGGCGAAGACUUCCGCGCUCUUGUGCUCGGCGUGGCGUCAGUCAAGUCCGCCUUGAACAGCCCGUUCAGGACGCGCCAACCCAUCCCACGCGUUGGCCAGCUGCCCGGCACUAACCCUGCCGGCUCUCCGGCACCUAGUACAACAUCAUCGGCAGCAGCCGCCGCCGCUUGCCUGCCGUGGCAAGGUGCGAGAGUGUGCAUCGCCGAGCUCGCGCGGACGCGGACGUUUUUCGGAGCCGUGGCCGCGGUGGAGGCGGAAGCGAGGCGGGCGGGCCGCGAGAACGGCAUACCAUUGCGCGACCAAAAUCUCUUGAUAUGUACUUCCGUGCAAUAGGGAAGAAAAAAAGAGCAUCGUAUGACCUUUCCUCGUUCGUGUGUGUCCCCGACUGAUACAUGCGUCAAACAUGUAGUCCGAGAGGUGUGUGGUGACUGGAGCCAGAGUAAAUGGGACGAAUACACACACACACCCGCACGAGACUGACGUCUUCAUGCCUCCUUCAACGUGGUUCGCGAGACGGGCUUAGUCAUUCGUCUCCAAGUACACGUACGAGAAAUUGCUUUCAGUAAACUAGCAUGACGUGUGGAACAAAGGAAUGACGCGAGAAAUAAACGUGUACAGUAGAGAUUGCGGUACGAAUGGAAGAUCAACAACCAGGGGCUGGCCGACCUCGUGAUAUAGCCCACCUCUUCCGCCUCUGCUUCCCAACCCCGUGUACGGUUCAAUCACGCAACCCUACCUCUGCUAAGCAGCGAUCUGCUACAUAAUGCCGGAUGGAUGUUUGCUUUUGACAACGCCUACAACUGCUGUAGACCCCCUUCCACGCUUUGUGAGUGUGUGUGCCCGAGGGUGAACACAAGACUCGAGCGAGAGAAAAUGUAGGCUGGUUUGUUCCGGCAUAGCCGGUGCUGCAGUAGUAGCAGCCUUGCCAACAACCUAUGGUACUCCACAAGGAUAUGGUCUCGUGAGACUGACAAAAUCUUGGGAGUACAUGUGCGCGUUCCGCUUGAUGGGUUGGCUCCAACCAGGCCUUUGGCCCUUGUUGCCGCCCUACGCACACUCGCAAUCAUGGGUAGUUCCUCCAUGAGUGGAUGGGGCACUAUGCUUUCUUGUCCUGCUUGCUCUUGUUUUCUUGUAUUAUCCUCGCCCGGCGAACUGGAUGAAUGAACAAGACGUGUUGCUGUUCUCAACUCUCCUAACCAGUCCUUUUCAAC